GCAAUCUAGCAAUCCUUUCACGACAUUUUCCGAAAGUCAGCUCGUUCCUAUUCGUAUUCUUUCGUAGUCGAUCGCUGAAUCCCGGAUCAUUCUUGCAAAUCGUAGAGUUUAUGCAUAUUUUGUGAACAAUGGCAGCGGUAUUAGGACGUGUUAUUAUUUACGGUGGUAAGGGUGCACUUGGUUCUGCUUGUGUUUCCCAAUUUAAAUCAAAAAAUUGGUGGGUUGGAUCUAUUGAUAUGAAACCCAAUGAAAGUGCAGAUGCUAAUAUUGUUGUAAAUGCUAAUAGAAACUGGCAGGAACAGGAAUCUGAUAUUUUAUCCGAAAUAAAAAAUAUUUUGAAAGAAGACAAAGUAGAUGGAGUGAUUUGUGUAGCAGGUGGAUGGGCUGGAGGAAAUGCUUCAAGCUCUGAUUUUAUCAAAAAUAAUGAUCUUAUGUGGAAACAAAGUGUUUGGAGUUCAGCUAUUGCAGCAAGUAUUGCAUCUCAUUAUUUGAAACAAGGAGGAUUUCUUGCAUUGACUGGUGCUAAAGCUGCGUUAGAAGGAACACCAGGAAUGAUUGGUUAUGGAAUGGCUAAGGCAGCAGUCCAUCAAUUAACCAAGUCUUUAGCUUCCAAGGAUAGUGGUCUACCUCUUGAUUCUAUUGUUGCUACUAUCUUACCUGUUACUUUGGAUACCCCAAUGAAUAGAAAGUGGAUGCCAAAAGCUGAUACAAGUACAUGGACAUCUCUUGAAUUUGUAUCAGACUUGUUUUGGAAAUGGUCUCAAAAUCAAGACCGACCUUCCAAUGGUAGUCUUCUUCAAUUGAUUACUAAAGACAAUAAGACAACAUUAAUAACAGUUUAAAAAUGGAAAUGAAACUCUGAAGAUGUUAAAAGAUUAAUGGAAGCAACAGUUUCUAAAAGCAUUUAUGACAAUAAAUGAAUAUUACAAAAAACUACUUACUACAAAAAAUAUACUCUGUGUCUCUAAAUAAAUUGUGAACAUACUGUGAAUAUACAAGUAUAUUGUUAGCAUUA
Molecule: messenger RNA, 1015 nt
Organism: Vespula pensylvanica (western yellowjacket)
Lineage: Eukaryota; Metazoa; Arthropoda; Insecta; Hymenoptera; Vespidae
Gene: Dhpr
Product: dihydropteridine reductase
Exons: 5
Coding region: 129-842 (237 amino acids)
Biological process (GO): L-phenylalanine catabolic process; tetrahydrobiopterin biosynthetic process
Cellular component (GO): cytoplasm
Molecular function (GO): NADH binding; 6,7-dihydropteridine reductase activity; NADPH binding
Source: RefSeq, a predicted model, not a curated record